This is a messenger RNA of Penaeus vannamei (Pacific white shrimp), 3290 nucleotides long. RefSeq names its product protein sprouty. NCBI's taxonomy places the organism in Eukaryota, Metazoa, Arthropoda, Malacostraca, Decapoda, Penaeidae. Gene Ontology annotation, biological process: negative regulation of MAP kinase activity; multicellular organism development; animal organ development. The record is from RefSeq and is a predicted model, not a curated record. Gene Ontology annotation, cellular component: cytosol; membrane.
GAUGUCUCACGAUGGCCGCAGCCAAGCGGGGGCGGCGGGGGGGCUGUGCGGGGGGCCGGCACCACCACCUCCCCCCAGGGCAGCCCCAUCACGCUCUCCGUGCCCCGCCCGGACCACCAGCGCACCACCAACCUCUACGUGGACACGCCCUUCAAGCACCGCGUGGCGCCCCGCUCGCGGCCCGGCCAGCAUCCUUCGCCGGCGGGGGGUCGCGCCCCCCACUCCACGGACCUGCCGCUGGUCCACGGCGCGCCCGCCCGCAGCAGCGGCAAGAGGCCGGCCGCCGCGGCCAAGCUUACGGCCGCCCAGACAAGCUUGAGCGUCGGGACGACAGUGAAGGGCGGCAGCCUCGAGGGCAGCACCGCGGGCGUGACCCUCGGGCCGCAGGGCAGCCGCGCGCCCGUCAUCAGGAAGCAGCCCGCCGCCCUCACGUUCACGAAGGGCGGCCGCGACGACAUCGACGGCGAGUCCAUCAUCUGCUCGUGGUGCGGCCGCUGCCGGUGCGAGGCGUGCACCAAGCCGCGGCCGCCGCCUGCGGCCUGGCUCUGCCGCAACAAGUGCCUGUGCUCGCCCGCAGCCGUGGUCGACUACGCGUCGUGCCUGUGCUGCGUCAAGGGCGUGCUGUACCACUGCAGCAAGGACGGCGACGCCGACUUCGACUCGGCCGCGGACCACCCGUGCUCGUGCGGCGGCCCGCAUGCGCUGCGGGGCUGGGCGUGCCUGGCCCUCGCCUCCGUACCUCUGCCGUGCCUGCUCUGCUACUGGCCCCUGACGGCGGCGCGGCGCCUGCUGGAGAGCACGUACCAGCGGUGCACGAGCCACGGGUGCCGCUGCCCCCAGGGCGUGGGCGCGCGCCACCACCCGCCGCCGCCCCCGGAGAAGCGGCCGCUGCACGACUGCGCCUGAAGGGCGUCGCGCAGCGGGCCGCCCUCCCCCGGCGGGCGGCCCGGGCCACCCACACCCACGGAGGAAGGCCUCGGCCACCCUCUCAAGCUUUAAUCCCCGGCCAGGGUGGCCGCCCGGCCCGCGCCGCCCGCCGGAAGCUGAGCGGCCUCGGGGCGCUGGUGGCGGAGCGUGGGCGCGGAGCCUCCUCCUAGUCACGCCCACGCCGCCCACGCCGCCCGCACCAGCGCAUGGCCCCGGGCACAUUCAGGGAUCAACGCCGCGCCCACCAGUCAGGGGCGGUUGAGACGGUGGGCGGCGCAUCACGCCGACACCUCUCUUACAUCGUCAUUAAUUUAUUAUUCAGCCUUGUACGACGGUGAGGCGAGAUGCGCGCGGUGGCAGCGCCGUCGGCCGCCGCCCUCGCGACGGAGGCGCCGCCAGCACCCUCGCGCCGCAGCCGCCGUGCUGCGAUGCUGCGAUGCUGUGCUGCUCGUAUCGUUGGUGUUGGCCCCGCCCGCCCGCCGCCCACCCUCAGCCGCCCAGCCCCUCCCCCUAAUCCCACCCGCCCGCAGAUACAAGGCGGGCAAGCAGGACAUGACUGGGACGGGUCACCCAGUACCUUCUAGUCGAUCAAUUAAUGUUGUUGCGCGAAUGUUAUUGCUGGCGAAAAGUGGGCCCGCGACCUUCCCUCCCAGACAGACCAGGGGCGCAAGGACACUGCAACCCCGCCCUCCCCCCCUCCCCUCCCUCCACUCUCUCGCCGCCCGCAUGGAGGGCCGCGCGCGCCAGCCCUACCCGAGGGCGGAAGGACAACCUCCAAGGCAUUCCGACCCGAGGACCAGGUCGUGCUCGCGCCCUCAGUGACCGCGGGCUGGACGAUCUUGUGCUGACCUCAGACUGGCUUCCACGGGACACGCCCCUCACGUGCGCCAAGGAAAGAUUUGUGCUCGGAUGAACAGACGGACAAAGCCGCGCUAGCAGACGCCCCCACACGGACACACAGACGCAAAGACACAGACACCCUCACGGACACACUCACUCAUACUCACACACCCAGUCACUCUCUCACAAUCUCACUGUCACUCGCUCUCACUCGCUCACUCAUACGCCCACAUUCCCAUUCUCUCGCCCUCACGCACACGCUCUGCAGGUGUACAUGUCUGUCUGUUUCGAAUCGGAGAGGAGAAGGCAGACACGCUCGAGGAGAUGAAUCAAACUUGUGAUUGUUGGUCAAGUCGAGAGAAAAAAGUGUGAAGUUUGAUUUGUGUUGAACCGCAUAUUUUUUCCUUCCCACAAAAAAAAAACACGCGAAUUGAAACGAAAAUGAAAACAAGAAAGAAAGGAAAACAAGAGGAGGCCCGUGAGGUGCAGAUGGACGCAUUUUCGGCCAAACAAACGAUUAUUAAUUUUUUUCUCUCUCUUUCCUUUCUUCCCCCCCUCUUUCUUGUGGAUAACGAACGUAUUGAUUGUUAAUCUGAGGUCGGUUGCGAAUGCUCAUUGUUGAUAGAUUGUGUGUCUUAUCUCUCUCCCUUUUUUAUAUAUAUUACUGUAAGAGACAAAGAGAGAAAAUAUUUAGAAAUUGUUUGGAUAUACGAUUUGUUAUAGUGAGAGGAAGAGAGAGAGAGAGAGUGAGUCAAAGAGUCAGUCAGUCGAGUCUAUGUAAGGUAUAAGCAGAGACUCUCCCCCCCCCCUAAGUCCCCCAUUUCUAGGCGUCCCCCCACGGACUCUAGGGCGGACGGGGAGGGGGGGAGGGGGAACCCAGCGCCGUCUCCUGGUCAGGUAGUUCACAGUCGUAAACGCGGGGCUGCGGCAAGUCCUCUUGGCCGGCUUGGAAUCUUGUAUAAAAAAAGGAAAAAAAAGGAAGAAAAAAAAGUGCAAAUUUGUAUAAAAAAAAGGAAAUACAAGGGGAAAAGAAACGUCACAAAUCUUAUAUAAUUAUUUGUUUUCUUCAAAUUUCUAUUGAUAUUUAAUAUAUAUGUAUAUAUAUAUGUAUAUAUAUUUUAUAUUAAUGUAUAUACCAACACAACUUCGGGGCCUACCAAGCCGCUUGCCGCCUCCCUGGCUCGCACACACACAAAAAAGAAAUGUAUUUUUGUAAAGGCAGGAUUCCUUUUUUUAUGGAAUGAGGAGUUUGUGUUGCAAGCCUGCGUGUUUGCGAUCCCCCCUGAGUCCAGGAUGGGCGCUUUUCGUCCUGUUGCUUUGUUUAUAAGAUUUAUCCGAAAAAAGAUGUUUUGUUCUUUGUAAAGUUACUGUACAGAAUUGUCUAUGGAGAGAGAAUUAUUGCUGAUAUAUAAUUCUUCUUUGUAUAACUGCUUUAUAUGUUCCAAAAUACUUAUAUUGGCAGUUAUUGUAUGUAUGUACAUAAGGAAUAUUGAAAAUAAUAACAAAAGGAGAAAAAAAUAAAA